Molecule: messenger RNA, 2674 nt
Organism: Daktulosphaira vitifoliae (grape phylloxera)
Lineage: Eukaryota; Metazoa; Arthropoda; Insecta; Hemiptera; Phylloxeridae
Product: U3 small nucleolar RNA-associated protein 14 homolog A
Exons: 7
Coding region: 164-2599 (811 amino acids)
Biological process (GO): rRNA processing
Cellular component (GO): nucleolus; small-subunit processome
Source: RefSeq, a predicted model, not a curated record
UUACCGCAUGUACAUCAUAAACGAUCAUAUUCUAUUCUGUUUACUAGUAUUCCUUUGUCUGAUGGAUAACUAUUAUUUAAAUACUGGAAAUUGUGUUUAGCUUAAACAUAAUUAACAUUUAAAACAUAAAAUAUCUUUUUUUUUUUUAAAUUUUGUAUUUAUAAUGAUUGUACCCAAUAUUGAAGAUCAAAUUAUCGAUGAAGAUUUUGAUGAUGUAUCUGAAGAAAAGCAUCGCAAUUUACUAGAGAAAAUCACAUCGAAGACUAGUAGAAAAAUACAGCCAAGUUUACGAAAUGAACCUAGUUUAGAAGUAUCUGAAUUUCAUUUUAUCAAUAAACAACAAUCUACCAAUGUGAAAGAUUUAGCUGAUGCUUUAAAGAAAAAAGCACCUCUUAUUAGACAGAAGAUACAAGUAGCUAAAACUACCAAAAAACCUUUACAAAAACCAUUAGAUAAAAUUCAUGCUGACAAGAUUAAAAGAGCUGUAGCUUAUGAAAACUUUAAAAAACACAUAAGUAGGUGGUCAGCUGUUAUAGAAAAAAAUAAAGCUUCUGAUCAGUUAAAAUUUCCAUUAAGAAGUUCUGAAGUUGAAGUAUUUGAUAAUCGUAUGGUUGAUUUUACGAGGAAUUGUUCAGAACCUACAGAAUUACAGAAGACUAUUUCAAAUUUAUUGCAAUCAAGUGAUGUAGUUGCUAAACGUCAGCAAAGUAUAAAAAUGUCGUGGAUAGAAAAAGAAAAAGAAAAAUAUCCGCUGACAUUAAAAGAACUUUUAGAAAAACGUAAAGCUAUGGCUAAGUUUAGAGCUCAAGAAUCUUACAGGCAUGCUAAAGCACAUAGACUAAAUAAAAUAAAAAGUAAAAAAUACCACCGGCUAUUGAGAAAAGAAAAAACUAAGGAACAAAUAAAAGAAUUUGAAAAACUUCAAGAUACUGAUCCUGUAGCAGCUUUAGAAAAACUUAAUGAAAUAGAAAAAACUAGAGCUGAAGAAAGAGCAAGCUUAAGACAUAAAUCUACUGGACAAUGGGCUAGAAAUCAUGUUGUUAGAGCAAAAUAUGAUAAGGAAAGUCGAAUUGCUCUAGCUGAACAACUGAGAAAAAGUAAAGAACUAACUCAAAAAUUGGGACCAUCAUUAAAUGAUAAUGUAGAUACCAGUGAUACAGAUUCUGAUCAAGAUUUUACAAAAACUGAAGAAGUAUUUGAUCCUAAUAAUCCAUGGCUUGCUGAUCGUAAAGAGUUUGCUGAUUUUAUGGAUGGUUAUAAUAAAUUUGUUAAAGAAAAUAAUGAAAAAGACUUAGAUGACAAUAAAGAAAUUCUGCAACAAAAAUAUAAUUUAAGCGAAAGUAAAUGUGAUGAAUCUUCUAAAGAAAAAAAAAAUGCAUGUACAAGUGUUGAAUAUUUAAAGUCAUUAGAUGAUAACAAAUUUAAACAUCAAAACAAAAUAAAAGAAAUUUCAAUUGAAGAAUUAGGCGUUUUAAGUAAUGAAGAAAGUGAUGUGGAAAUAAUAAAAAUAAAAAAUCCUAAGAAAAAAAAUAAAUCAUCAAAUCAUUUUAUUCAAUUGGAAGGCAAUAGAGAUAAUAACUCUUUUAAGAUAGAUAAUAGUAGUUAUAGUGAAACUAUCAAAAAAAAUAAUGGAGAAACUGAAGUAAUUCAAACAGCUACAGGAACAUGGACUAUCUCAAUAGAAAAUAAAAAAUCCAAGAAACAAAAAAAGCAUAAAAAUGUAGAAAGUGUUUUUAAAGAAGUUGAACAAGCUUUAAAAGAACAAAUUGAUAAGAAAUUGAGUAAUGUUAACAAUGACUUAAAUAAAGAUAGAUUUAAAAAUAAAAAAUUACAAGAAAUUUCAUCUGAUGGAAGUCAUAAUAAAAUUAAAAAUGAAGAUUAUUUGAAAAUGCCAAAUAAACGAAUAAAUACCCAUAUAAAUGAACCCUUAAAUGAAAAUAAAUAUGAAACUAAUGUAUCAGAUACAAAUUAUAUUGAAAGGGGCCAAUUUUUACUUUCUAAUAAAAUUGAGAAGCCAUUACAAUUUGAAAGUAAAAACAUUGAUCCAACAGAAUUUCUUCAAGUGAAACCUAUAAAUUUAGAGUCAACAGAGAUGGCUCAAAUUGAAGAGUGCAUAGAUGAUACAGAAAAACAAGAAGAAUUAAUUGCUGAAGCUUUUGCUGAUGAUGAUAUUAUUAAUGAAUUCAAGGAUGAGAAAAAAAAACUUGAAGAAGAGUCAAAACCAAAACUUCCAACAGCACUUCCUGGUUGGGGUAAAUGGACAGGCCCAAAUAUAAAACAAAGAACAUUUAAAAGACGACCUAAUCUUGGUUUCUUUAGAAUACCUGCUAAACCACCUCGUAAAGAUUUUAAUAGAGAAAAGGUCAUUAUUCAUGAAAAUGCUGAUGACUCACUAAAGUCUCACAUGGUUUCAGAAUUACCAUACCCAUUUAAAAAUGUACAAGAAUAUGAAGAAACUAUUAAAGUACCUGUUGGACAAUCAUGGGUUCCUGAAACUGUUUUUCGCAAACUAAUUGAUCCUCCUAUUAUUACAGAAAUGGGUCAAGUUAUAAAUCCUAUUGAUGAAAAUUCUAUUGUUAAACUUAAAAUGAAUAAUUAAUAUAUUUUAAUUAUGUAUUAUUUUAUUAUUAAAAAAUAAUGUGACAUGAUUUAAAAUUAUAUCUUAUAUCCUAAU